GAGACCCCCCUCCAAGAAGGCCAUGGUCUCCCCACGGAUGUCUCGGCUCCUCUCCCAGACUGUGAUCUUAGCGCUCAUUUUCCUCCCUCAGGCACGGCCCGCUGGCGUCUUCGAGCUGCAGAUCCACUCUUUCGGUCCGGGUCCAGGCCCGGGGGCCCCGCGGUCCCCCUGCAGCGCCCGGGGCCCCUGCCGCCUCUUCUUCAGAGUCUGCCUGAAGCCUGGGCUCUCGGAGGAGGCCGCCGAGUCCCCGUGCGCCCUGGGCGCGGCGCUGAGUGCGCGCGGACCCGUCUACACCGAGCAGCCCGAAGCGACCGCGCCUGAUCUCCCACUGCCCAACGGCCUCUUGCAGGUGCCCUUUCGGGACGCCUGGCCUGGCACCUUCUCUCUCAUCAUUGAAACCUGGAGAGAGGAGUUAGGAGACCAGAUUGGAGGGCCCGCCUGGAGCCUACUGGCGCGCGUGACCAGACGGCGGCGCUUGGCAGCCGGGGGCCCGUGGGCCCGGGACAUUCAGCUCGCAGGCGCCUGGGAGCUGCGCUUCUCCUACCGCGCGCGCUGCGAGCCGCCUGCCAUCGGGACCGCGUGCACGCGCCUCUGCCGUCCGCGCAGCGCCCCCUCGCGGUGCGGCCCGGGACUGCGCCCCUGCGCACCGCUCGAGGACGAGUGUGAGGCGCCGCCGGUGUGCCGAGCAGGCUGCAGCCUCGAGCAUGGUUUCUGUGAGCAGCCCGGUGAAUGCCGAUGCCUGGAGGGCUGGACUGGGCCCCUCUGCAUGGUCCCUGUCUCCACCAGCAGCUGCCUCGGCUCCAGGGGCCCGUCCUCUGCUACCACCGGAUGCCUUGUCCCUGGACCUGGGCCCUGUGACGGGAACCCGUGUGCCAAUGGGGGCAGCUGUAGUGAGACACCCGGGUCCUUUGAAUGUGCCUGCCCGCGUGGGUUCUACGGGCUGCGGUGUGAGGUGAGCGGGGUGACAUGCGCGGAUGGACCCUGCUUCAAUGGCGGCUUGUGUGUCGGGGGUGCAGACCCUGACUCUGCCUACAUCUGCCACUGCCCACCCGGUUUCCAAGGCUCCAACUGUGAGAAGAGGGUGGACCGGUGCAGCCUGCAGCCAUGCCGCAAUGGCGGACUCUGCCUGGACCUGGGCCACGCCCUGCGCUGCCGCUGCCGUGCCGGCUUCGCGGGUCCGCGCUGCGAGCACGACCUCGACGACUGCUCGGGCCGCGCCUGCGCUAACGGCGGCACGUGUGUGGAGGGCGGCGGCGCGCACCGCUGCUCCUGCGCGCUGGGAUUCGGGGGCCGCGACUGCCGCGAGCGCGCGGACCCGUGCGCCGCGCACCCCUGUGCUCACGGCGGCCGCUGCUACGCCCACUUCUCCGGCCUCGUCUGCGCCUGCGCGCCCGGCUACAUGGGUGCGCGGUGUGAGUUCCCAGUGCACCCCGACGGCGCAAGCGCGUUGCCCGCGGCCCCGCCCGGCCUGAGGCCCGGGGACCCGCAGCGCUACCUUCUGCCGCCGGCUCUGGGACUGCUGGUGGCCGCGGGCGUGGCCGGCGCUGCGCUCCUGCUGGUCCACGUGCGCCGCCGUGGCCACGCCCAGGAUGCUGGGUCUCGCUUGCUGGCUGGGACCCCGGAGCCGUCAGUCCAUGCACUCCCGGAUGCACUCAACAACCUAAGGACGCAGGAGGGUCCCGGGGAUGUCCCGAGCUCGUCCGUAGAUUGGAAUCGCCCUGAAGAUGUAGACUCUCGAGGGAUUUAUGUCAUAUCUGCUCCUUCCAUCUACGCUCGGGAGGUAGCGAUGCCCCUUUUCCACCCCUCGCUGCACACUGGGCGCGCUGGGCAGAGGCGGAACCUGCUUCUUCCCUACCCUUCCUCGAUUCUGUCUGUGAAAUGAAUUGGGUAGAGUCUCUGGAAGGUGUUAAGCCCAUUUUCAGUUCUAACUUAGUUUCUUCCUAUUUUGCAUCCCUCUUGUCGUUUGGAGCUACCUGCCAUCUUCUCUUCGAAAAAGCUAUGGGCUUGAAGAGGUCACUGUGGGGACUCCGCCAGAGCUUUUCCACUGAUUCUACUCUGCGGGGAGGCAGGGGAGGCAGAGGGGCAGCCUCUCUAAUGCUUCCUACUCAUUUUGUUUCUAGGCCUGACGCGUCUCCUCCGUCCGCACCUGGAGUCAGAGCGUGGAUUUUUGUAUUUGCUUGGUGGUGCCCAGUCUCUGCCCCAGAGGCUUUGGAGUUCAAUCUCGAAGGGGUGUCUUGGAGAACUUUACUGCUGCAAGUUGUAAAUAGUGGUUAUUUAUAUCCUAUAUUUUUCUCACCCAUCUCUCCAGAAACACCUAUAAAGGCUAUUAUUGUGAUCA
This is a messenger RNA of Piliocolobus tephrosceles (Ugandan red Colobus), 2338 nucleotides long. RefSeq names its product delta like canonical Notch ligand 3 (gene DLL3). The transcript has 8 exons. Gene Ontology annotation, molecular function: calcium ion binding. The record is from RefSeq and is a predicted model, not a curated record. Gene Ontology annotation, biological process: establishment or maintenance of epithelial cell apical/basal polarity; multicellular organism development; Notch signaling pathway. NCBI's taxonomy places the organism in Eukaryota, Metazoa, Chordata, Mammalia, Primates, Cercopithecidae. The coding region runs from base 23 to 1882 and encodes 619 amino acids. Gene Ontology annotation, cellular component: plasma membrane; protein-containing complex.